ACAAAUUUGAAAACUAGUUGCAAUCACAGAUCUACGAUGAGUAGAUGACGCUUAAAGAAUUAAAGAUAGUUAAACUGUGCAAAACGUAAGCCAUCACGCAUAUGAAUAUACCAUGAGUGCGAAAGAGGCAGACUACAAAUGAAAAAUCGUGACCAUUUUUGAGUUCGACACUGGCGGCUAACGGCCGCCAUUUAUUAAUUUUCAAACGCAUGUCCGGCAUCGUAACACCUUAAGUAUUUUAAUUAGAAAAUAUAAAUCUCAUCCACAUGGAAUCCAGGGCUAUAACCACGAAAACCGAAGCUCAUCAAUUGCGGGUGUUUUUCUCUGUCACUCUUAUUACGUCGUAGUGAGAGAUUUUGUGAAGCGUUUUACAGAAUAGAAUAAACUAUAUCCAUCCUUUUUCAGGGGCCAUAAUACUAGCACAGCAAAAAUACAGUAAGAUUCUUUCUGACUAUGCACAAAUGAGAAAAGAUCUUGGCCAAACUAUAUAUUCCACGUUAUCCUAAUAUCCCAGAUACACAUAACUUAUGGUCACCCUAAUUAGAAAGAGAUGCAACGGCCCACCUUGACUUCUCAUGUGGACACACUUUUUGGCCAAUGUACCCUAUCCGGUUAAUCUUAUAAGUCCGUGAUCACGGACGUCAUCUUGAUACUCUGGAUCCUAUUUGACAGUCUUACUCGCCUCGCCUACUUUGCAAAUACAUAUUCCAAGAUUAUCGUAGUAUUGUUUUUAGUGCGUUGGAACAAAUAUCGCAACUGUAUAAAAUACAAAAACCGGCGCACUACCCCAGAAACCAGUGGUCUAUAGCAGCGUACAAAACAACCCACCCAGCGGGUUGUCCGGCAUCUGAACAAAGUUCACGAGCGCCCACCAGGUCAUUUCAAUCACCAAUGCCUAGCCGGGAGUUCCUUUGGGAUAUUUUUAGAAGAGUGGACAAAGACCGAAGUGGGUAUAUAUCAGCCGAUGAGCUGCAACAAGCUUUGUCAAAUGGCACCUGGAACCCAUUCAAUCCAGAGACAGUACGACUUAUGAUUGGUAUGUUUGACAAACAGAAUAGAGGUGUCAUAUCAUUUGAAGACUUUGGCGCACUAUGGAAAUAUGUCACAGACUGGCAAAAUUGCUUUCGCUCAUUUGAUAGAGAUAACUCUGGAAAUAUAGAUAGGCAAGAAUUGAAGAAUGCUCUCACAGCAUUUGGGUACAGGCUAUCUGAUGAAGUUGUGGGCAUUAUGGUCCAAAAAUUUGAUAGAUUUGGACGAGGCACAAUUUUGUUUGAUGAUUUCAUCCAAUGCUGUGUCACUUUAUAUACUUUGACUUCGGCAUUUCGUCAAUUUGAUACUGACCAAGAUGGAGUGAUCACAAUCCACUACGAACAGUUCUUAAAGAUGGUAUUCGGCCUAAAGUGCUGGCCGUAAACUUCGGGGUUUCCAUGUCGCGCCUCCAAGAUUUGGGAACAACCCGACAAUAGUACCUGAAAAAUGUCAACCUCCUUUAAAUACCCGAGUCGUACAUUACUAAAUAUUUUAGCUAAACUAACUGGUAUCUGGGACAACUUCAGAAUGUAGAUUUUAGACAAUGUAGACUCUAGUAAUCUUUACACAAAGUUGCGUACCUAAUCAUGUUAUUGUAAGCGCUCACUAAGAUCACUCGUUAAGACACGUUAUCUACAAUAUAUAUGUUAUAAUAUAUGCAGAUACCAGUCUUUUAUACUUUUUUUUAUUUAUAGGUAGGAAGCCUUUUUAUAAAAUUUUAUUAAACAUAUACUUAGUAAAGAACCUAUAAAUACUUAAGUAUAAAUAAGUUUGACGACAUAUUCCUGUAGGUAUUUUAUGUACCAUAACCUUUGUGAUACCUACCUACACGAAAACCGCUUGUAUUUAUGGAUUAUCUAUAAGCUAUUUGUUUUUUAUACUAUCUUGCCUCUUCUAGUAGAUUACCUAUCUAUUUAAAUAUUUAUUCUAAAUUGUAUAUUGUAUCGUAUAAGUGUUGUUUCCGUGUCUGCUCACUUUGCCAAAUUUUUGUGUAGAGAAGCAUUUUUGUAUGUUGCUCAAUCAAUGAGCUUAUUAUGUGCACGGUAGUGCACGGCCAAGUUACUAUUUCCCGGAAAGACUAAGUCCCAUUUUUAGAAUCUCUAUAGAGGACAUUUUGUACAUAGGUAUAUUUUAUAGUUUGUAGUCUACAUACCUGUCAUCCAAUGUCGUGACUUUAACACAAGUUUAUACUCUGAAUUUUAUAAAUUUCUCAAUUAAGACUAUGUUAUUAUUCUGAAAUUAUAUAUUUAUAGAUUUUUCAUUCAAAGACGUUAGACAUUAAAAUUAUCUUUCGAUUAAAUCGAUCUGAAACGUUGGAAAUCUAUUAGCAUUAAGAAUAAUAAUAAAACAAUCUGCAACAAAUGACAA
Messenger RNA from Cydia pomonella (codling moth), 2397 nucleotides. RefSeq names its product programmed cell death protein 6 (gene Alg-2). The transcript is spliced from 7 exons. The record is from RefSeq and is a predicted model, not a curated record. Lineage: Eukaryota; Metazoa; Arthropoda; Insecta; Lepidoptera; Tortricidae. Bases 892 to 1413 code for a protein of 173 amino acids. Gene Ontology annotation, molecular function: calcium ion binding.